AUGGCCUCCAAACUCCCAGCCUUUGCGCUGUUUCCCCUCGCCGCAUGGAGAGACCAACUCCUCCCCAAUGAAUGGGUCGCUUGCUUAGACGCCUGGCUCGCACUCAUCGACAGCCACAUCUCGCUUCCCGAUCCAGACUUCCGCGAUAUCUCGGCCAAAGAUGAGAGUCUCACCACAUUCCUCACCUCCUUCAUCCGUCAAACUGCUCUCGACAGCACAACUAUCCUCGGUCCAUCCCAAUCAGCAAAGCGCCUACUCAAGGAUGCCUUCCUCUUAACCUCACGACUUCUCCGCUCCCCAUCGCCACCAGUUCCCCUGACACAAUGGGAAUUUCUUUCCGACCUCUGUCGUGUAUACGGCAAGAAGCGAUCAUCUGAGCUCUUAUCAACACUUUCAGACCCCGCGCAAAAGUCACUAGACGCCUCACUAUCCGCCCUAAAGAAGUUCCUCAUCAAGAAUCUAGACCUCGGCCUCCAACAAGGCGGCGAUCUCAAGGGUGUGGAACAGCGGCUGGAUCGAGUAAACGACCUCAUUGGCUCUUCUCCGCAAGUAGCCGGCUUCUUCCUGGCAGGUAGCGACUUCCUCGAUGGGCUGGUGUCUUGCUACAAGAUCAUGAACCCACCUCUACGCAAGGUGAUCAUUGCCACUACGUACCUCUGCGUGGUUGGGUUAGCGGACGGUAGCCAGGAUCAGAGACUAUCUGCCCUGACGGAUCAAUUGUAUUCUCUCAAAGCGGCGGCGGAUGCGCACAAGGCCGGACCAACGAACGUCAACGAUUCCUUGGUGGCGGAGUUGGUGACUUCUACACCAUUGCUGCAACAACUUCAGCGGAAGCUGGAUAGCGUCGGGUCAGGAAACACCCGAACGAAAUCCGUCUUGAAGGAAUUGGCGACGUUCAAAAAACCCGGCGGUGGCAUCCCACGCCCCAAAAGACUCGUCAACCAUCAACGAAAGGGCAUAGACAAAGGCAAGGGUAAAGAUCUCUCCUCGUUCGAGGACACGCAGCAGAAACAAGAGAUCCAUAUCCACCGCAUGUCCCAGAUCUCUCAAAUCCAAGAUCUCUUCCCCGACCUCGGCUCAGGUUUCAUCUCCAAGCUCCUCGACCACUACUCUUCCGACACCGAGCAAGUGGUCGCCUGUCUCCUCGAGGACUCACUCCCACCACAUCUCCAAUCAGCCGACCGAUCCGCUACCCUUUCGCCCCCAUCUCCCACCCAACCCAAACCCAAACCGCAUAUCCGAUCACCAAGAUCCACUCCACCCUUGCCCCCAACUAUCAACGACGACGACGACGACUUCCUUCUCUCCGUCCCUGCCUCCCAACUCCAACUCGGCAAACGCACCGACACCUCCGCCGACAAGCUGCUCUCCGCGCCCCCAACCACCACCAACCCCUCCUACAAAUCGCGCAUCUUGUCGGCUCUCGCCGCCUUCGACUCGGACGACGACGAGCGCGACGACACCUACGACGCAGCAGACGUGGGCGGCACAGUGGACGCGGCAACGGUGGCCGCGGGCGUGGAAGACAUUCGUUUACAAGACGCGCCCAGUGCCACGCAAAGCACAGCAGGCGGGUUAUCAGAAGCGACAGAAGCGGUCCUUUACGAAGCGUGGAAGACGCGGCCUGCGGUGUUUGGCCGCGAUGCGGAGACCAGACGCGGGAGAGAAAGGAAAGAACUAAAAGACAAGACGGGAUUAAGCGAUGAGAUGGUGGAAGGGUUCGGGGUGAUGAUUAAUCGUGAUCAGGGCAUGAAGAGGAGGUUAGACAGGAAAUUUGGGGAUGGUGGGGCGGCGUUUAGUGGACAGCAGAGUGAGGUGCAAAGUACCAGGUGGCGAGACCGGGGAGGUGAUGACGGUAAUACCGAUACUGACACGGAUGGUGGUGGUGGUUCUGGAAGGGGAGGAUAUGGUGGGCCACGAGGUGGAGGUGGAGGUGGAGGUGGAAGAGGUGGUGGAAGGGGGAGAGGCAGAGGAGGCAGGGGAGGUGGUGGAAGAGGUGGUGGUGAAGCUGGAGGAUCUGGAUCUGGACCACAAGCACCGGAUUCGGAUCUGGCGAAACGUAGGAAGGAGGCGAGUAAGGGGAGUAGAGCGAAUCAUAAUCGGAGGGAUCAGAGGGCUAAAAAGAUGGCUAGGGGUGGGUUUGGAGGAGCGUAG
This is a messenger RNA of Sordaria macrospora k-hell, 2154 nucleotides long. RefSeq lists its product as uncharacterized. NCBI's taxonomy places the organism in Eukaryota, Fungi, Ascomycota, Sordariomycetes, Sordariales, Sordariaceae. Gene Ontology annotation, molecular function: ubiquitin binding. The record is from RefSeq and is a predicted model, not a curated record.